Hibiscus syriacus is the source of this 772-nucleotide messenger RNA. Its product is annotated as senescence associated gene 20-like. The record is from RefSeq and is a predicted model, not a curated record. The transcript has a single exon. NCBI's taxonomy places the organism in Eukaryota, Viridiplantae, Streptophyta, Magnoliopsida, Malvales, Malvaceae. The coding region runs from base 173 to 493 and encodes 106 amino acids.
UCAAGAACUGGCUUACACACAAGAAACUCUUGCGGAGGAAACCGACAGGAACCAGGCUGUGGUUCUUGCCCUCUAUGACGCCCUAAACUCUCGAGACGUCCAAACCGUUCACAGAAUCCUUGCUCCCGACCUUGAAUGGUGGUUCCACGGCCCCCCUACUCACCAGUUUUUGAUGCGCCUCCUCACCGGGGCUUCUUCCGACGAUUACUUUCGUUUCGACGUCGACCCGCUCUCCCUCACCACCUUCGGAUCCACCGUCAUCGUUGAGGGCUGCGAUCACGGCCGUCUGAUCUCCUGGGUCCACGCCUGGACCGUGACGGAUGGGAUAAUCACCCGAGUCAAGGAGUACUUAAACACCUCCCUCACCGUUACUCGACUCGGAGACCCUACCAGAUCAGCGGAGAUCACACCCGCGCAUUGCCCUUCCGUCUGGGAGAGCAGCUUCUCUAGCCGGGUCGGAAAAUCUGUUCCGGGUCUUGUCCUGGCAAUUUAGUCUUAGGGCAAUAUAAUAAGCCUAAAAUAAAACCAAAACUGGUAGUGUCGUGCUUGUUGUUAAGACAGGGAAGAACAGAUCGCAGGUGUGUGUUGGUUUAAUGUUGUGUUGGUCUGAUUUUAUAACUAUGUAUUGUGUUUGUGUGAGUUUGUUUUCCUGUGCAUUCGGCUUUGGAGGCAUAUGGGUUCAACAUAAGAGCACCUCCCUGUUCUUUUUGCCCUAUUCUCUCUCAUGUCACUUGUUUCUGUUGUGCAAUAAAAGCCUGGUAUUUUUAUAGAA